Messenger RNA from Trichoderma gamsii, 2046 nucleotides. RefSeq lists its product as hypothetical. The transcript has 2 exons. Bases 1 to 2046 code for a protein of 681 amino acids. The record is from RefSeq and is a predicted model, not a curated record. Lineage: Eukaryota; Fungi; Ascomycota; Sordariomycetes; Hypocreales; Hypocreaceae.
AUGGAGUAUGAGCCCAUCCAGGGUCUGCCAGGCGGCGACCACAUUCGAAUUUUGAGCAUAGCUCCGAGCGCAAACUUGUCUGAUCCAAUUCACGUCAAGUUGUCGGUUGUCAAGCUGGCAGACGAGCCAUUUUUUAAUGCUCUUUCAUAUGUCUGGGGAACUAGCACUGAAAAAUUCUCAAUCACCUGCAACGGUGAACAGUUUGAUGUUACCGAAAAUCUGGAUUCCGCUUUGCGCCACAUGCGCAGCGAAGAUAACGAGAGGAUAGUAUGGAUUGACGCCAUCUGUAUCAACCAGAAAGACAUUUCAGAGCGCGGUUAUCAAGUCAGCCUCAUGAAGGACAUUUAUCGCAUGGCGAAUACCGUUGUCAUCUGGCUAGGAGAGGCCGAUGCGGACAGCGACCUGGUUUUCCCACUAUGCGAGAAGAUGAUUGAAACUAGACUCGACCUGCUAAAAGACAUUGAAUCUGGACUCGAUGUCGUAAUGGGCCCGAACCGAAAAGAGAUUUUGGAAAAGAUGAUGAGAGACGCCAAAAAGCGAAAUGCAGAUAAAGCAAGGGAAGAAGCAAAACUUGCGGACGUCUCGGGCACGGCCUCCGAUGAUGCCAGUCCAGGCCCGCAGACGCCUGAAGUUGAUGGCCCUGUUGCCGACACGGGAGGCGAGGAAGUGGACGUAUCAGAUGCUAGCGACGAAGAAAUUUCAGCCUUCUUGCGACUGAUUGCUCGCCCAUGGUUUACACGAUGCUGGGUUCUCCAAGAAGUCUGUCUUGCAAAAGACGCGAUUCUAGUGUGCGGUACCCAGGCAAUCGACUGGGAUCUUUUCUAUAUUGGCUUCACUAUCACCAUUUUUAUGAGCGAAAAGGGUCUCCGAGGCAGGCCAGAGCAGCUCUUUCGAACGGCGCUUAUAUUAAUCGGCACUCUACGGCCUAAAUUGAACGAUGAGAGUUCACCAUAUCAAGGCGCUGGUCUUCUGUGGCUCCUGAGAAGAGUAAUGUCACUGAAUGCGACUGAAGCUUACGACAAAAUUUAUUCCAUCUUAGGACUUCUUGGCGAGGAAGAGUCUCGCGAAUUGAAUAUAGUGCCUGAUUAUAUUCAAUCAGUUGAAGAAUGCUACCAGAAGACCUCUCUGCUAAUCAUGUCUCACAUGAAGAAUUUGGAUAUUCUCCUUACCGACCGCAAUUUUGACUCCACGAUGGACGUACCAUCCUGGGUUACAGAUUGGACAAGCUUGCCAGACCCCAGCCCCGUAUCUCUAGAUCCGCAUUCACUAGAUAUUAAGGGAGAGGAGGAAAAGCGACCAUUCAGCGCUUCGCUUUCUACCCAAUGGGCGCCGAUACUUGGCCCUGACGCAAAAACUCUGAUGCUAUCCGGAUACGAUUUUGAUGAAAUUAUACAAGUGGAAGAUAUUCUUACAGUUCCCGCCAUGGAUCAUACCGACAUUGCGACAAUGGGCACCUCUGUCUCAAAUUUCACAGGCUUCAUGAAACGAUUGUUCCUCGGCCUUGGUUCAUAUUUUGACAUUUUAGUGCAAUGGGAGACCCUAGCCAUGCCUAAAAAACACCCAAAGUAUCCAACUGGCGAAGACACAGAAACUGUAUUCGCCAUGACCAUGUGUACGGGAAGUAUAGAGUCGCCUGAACUAGCACUUGAGAGGUUUCGAAAGUGGCGAAAAACGCUUCGAGGACCUCGCAAGGUGGCUUUCCUGAAGAAUCUCGGCAUCAAUGGCGGCUUUUAUAAGACCAUGGUUGCGGCGGCGGGAAUAGGCACGGGGUUCAGCGUUGCUGAAGACAGGGUGUAUGCCACAGCAACGGAGACGACGCUAUGGCGACGAUUGGCUAGGACUAAGAAGGGAUAUUUGGCGGUUAUUCCCAGCCAAACUGUUGUUGGUGACCAUGUUGCUUUAUAUAAAGGUGGUAGAAUGCCGUUUAUUGUUCGUCGAUCAGGGGAAGGUGGCAAGAAAGAACUUAUAGGACCAUGCUAUGUUCACGGUAUCAUGUAUGGCGAAGGGUGGGAUGAGACGUUGUGCAAAGAUGUUGGAAUUGUUUGA